Molecule: messenger RNA, 1056 nt
Organism: Grammomys surdaster
Lineage: Eukaryota; Metazoa; Chordata; Mammalia; Rodentia; Muridae
Product: F-box/WD repeat-containing protein 15-like
Exons: 7
Coding region: 1-1056 (351 amino acids)
Molecular function (GO): protein binding
Source: RefSeq, a predicted model, not a curated record
AUGGCAACACCAGAGUCAGGGCAGCUGGUGAAAGGUGAAGUAAGAUUACUUGGCAGGGUCACUGGAGAAGCUGGUGUUAUGACCUGGGAAAGCCCAGAACAGCCCACCUACAUCAAGAUGUUGACAACCCUCCCUGAGAUGCACAUUGCAGUCACUGUAGAUAUAGACCAUACUAUCAAACUGUGGGACUGUCACAACAGGGACGCUCUGGCGACUAACAAGCUGCUCUUUCCCUGUCAAACAGUGAAAGCUGUCUUUACAAAGGAUGGCCCGAUUGUCUUGGCAGGUGAUAUCGCGGGUGACCUCUACAUCUUUAGGAUUCCCAACUUACACCUCAUUUCCAAAGUCCGUGUAUUCCAAUAUGGUAUUAACAAAAUCUACUGCUCUCCUCAGAAGAAAUGGGUCUUUCUGAGUAAGAAAGACCAACAUAUGUUGCCAAAGGUGUAUUUACUGAGCAGCUUACUGAGGACAUCAGAAUUCUCCGCCCCUGUGUCUACCAGUCUCUCCUUCUCAUUAUGCCGAAGAGCCUUCUGGACCACAAGAAGGGAAGACAGGAUAACCCUGAUGUCCAGAUGUGGCCCCAAAAAAGUCACAAAAUUUGCCACAUUUGAUAUGAAGCUGGAAGAGAUGGAUAAUCAAAUAAUUGUUAAAGGACAUUUGGUAGCAAGUUUCGAGUUGCAAGCUUACAGCCCAGAAUGGAUGGGAGUCAGUUAUAAGAACGUGAUUGUCUGUUCAACUGUAUCCUCUCUCUUGCUCUUUAGCAUGGAGGGCUGCCAUCUGCAGAGAUUUCAGUACUAUCCAGAAAAGAUCUUGAGACUAUGGGUGGACCCCGUUUAUGUCAUCGUCACCUUUAUUCACGGAUCUUUGGAGGUGUACACAUGGGAGGAGAGAAGCCUGCUGCUCAGGAGGUGUUAUUGGCUGCCAAACAGGAGAUUACUGCCAACUCAAUGCGCUUAUUACCAAACAUUAUGUGACGAUGUGAGCAUAAUUCGAAUGAUGACAAAUGUUCCCGACCCCAGUUUUCUGAUGGCAUAUACUUUGAGAAUCUGUUCUUGA